Xiphophorus hellerii (green swordtail) is the source of this 1740-nucleotide messenger RNA. Its product is annotated as myoD family inhibitor domain-containing protein-like. Bases 733 to 1296 code for a protein of 187 amino acids. NCBI's taxonomy places the organism in Eukaryota, Metazoa, Chordata, Actinopteri, Cyprinodontiformes, Poeciliidae. The transcript is spliced from 2 exons. The record is from RefSeq and is a predicted model, not a curated record.
CUCAGCCCAGCUUUUCGUAAAUCUCUUCAGUGAAGGAGAGCAGAGAACCUUUUCAAAAGUGAGCGGGAGGAGGACGACGUUUUAAGAUCGUUGUCGCAAACCUGCUCCCUCUUUGGCCGCGCUUCGCCUCCAACAUUGAGUGCAAACACGAUCCGACCUCUCGGCUGACUGAGCUUUCAGCCGAGGAUUUCCUUUGAGCGAGCGACCCCCCGGUAGCGGAGGAAAUACCUUGAGCGCUGAGCUCAUUUGCAGCGGCGCACAUGGAAACCGAGGCGCCGCAGUGGAAACGGCUCACGCCGCCACGCUGCUCGUCCUGCUUUGUUAAAGUUGUACGUCUGCUGAGAAGAAAGCGUAAGAUGUUUGUUGAGUUGUGUUGUUGCUUUUAUUUUGGAUAACAAAUGAAAAAGCAGCCAUGGUUUUAGAUGGAAAUGCUGCAUUUGCGUUUGGACCGAUUACGCUGAUUAUCCUCGUAGACACCACGGCCCGGCUGAGUAUUUACCCACUUCGAGUUGUUGUUGUUAGGAAACAGCAGAUUACAAAAUAACUUUCAGGUAAGACAAGGUUACCUUCUGAAAACGACUUAAUAACAGUAAAAAAAAAGUAUUCACAACCCUUGAUCUUCUUCUAGUUUUGGGUUCUUGUGACUGUAGACCCAACACUUUCACUUUCGCAAAGUGUGUCUUUAGUAUCACAAAAGAAAAAGUUUGGUCUUCUUCGAGAUCUGUCUAAUAAAUGAAGAGCAUCUCAAUCUCCUCUUGCUGCCACAUGACCCGCGUCUGUCUGUGUGCCUCAGCCCAGCCUCUGCCGGCUCCAGCCCCCCUGACGAAGGCCUCAGGGGACCGCGGCGUGUCGGAGACGCCUCGGCGUGACCUUCCGAGUCCGACGUGUCCCCGAUGCGGCCUCCCCGUCCCGCAGAGCAGACCGGAACCUGCCUCGCGGCCCCAGAGCCGGCCGCAGGGCUCAGCGGCGUCGGGACGCGGCGACAGGAGCCGAAGCAAGAGAAGUGGGCCCGGACCCGACCGACCCGCUCCUGGAUCUGCAGACUCGUGCUUGGGGCUGCUGCUGGCGUGCCUGUGGUGCCAGUUCUCGGUGGCGCUGCUGGGCCUGCUGGAGGCCUGCUCCUCCUGCUGCCUCUGCUCCUCCUGCGUCCGCUGCUGCGCGGCCGCCCGCGACGCGCCUGGCGAAGAGCUGGGAUGUCCCGCCCACUGCCACUCGGUGCUGUUCGAGUCCUGCUGUGAGCCCGUCGAGUUCCUGGAGUUCUGCCUGGACUGCUGCGAGAUCUGCCACCGCAGCUGAGCCCCCCCCCCCCCCCCCCCCCCGGGGGGGAUGGGGACGGCAGACAUGCCUGAACUGACCCACCGAUGAGCAGAAAGUCUCUUUGUCUGAUCCAGAACUGAGAAUGGUGAGAAUUACUGGAGCUGAGACGAUUAAUCGUGAUUAAUCGUAAUUCGUCGUGAUUAAUCGUGAUUCAAUCAUUUGUUGAAAUAAUCGUGAGUUAAUUUAACUAUUGAUUAAUUGCUAAUUCGACUAAUCAAACUCAAAAAAUGGUCAUUUGCAAUCUCCCCCCCCCCAAAAAAAACAACAUAUUUGAGAGACCAACUGGGUAAAACCGUACAAAAAAAAUAACAAACAAAAAACGGCUUCCAUUUUACUCAGAAUUAUUUAACCCUCCUGUUAUGUUCGUUUCUGAGGCACAGCAAUAAUGUUUGGGGAGUGUUUAAUCAUGCAAUAGUGUCAGAA